Ostreococcus tauri is the source of this 933-nucleotide messenger RNA. RefSeq lists its product as uncharacterized. Lineage: Eukaryota; Viridiplantae; Chlorophyta; Mamiellophyceae; Mamiellales; Bathycoccaceae. Gene Ontology annotation, cellular component: cytosol. The coding region runs from base 1 to 933 and encodes 310 amino acids. The record is from RefSeq and is a predicted model, not a curated record. Gene Ontology annotation, biological process: response to hydroperoxide. The transcript has a single exon.
AUGCGCCCGCACGCGUCGACCGCCAAGGCGCUCAACCGCGGUGCCUUUGUCGUCGUGCUCUCGCCCGCCAAGGCGUUGAACGAGCGCCCCGUGAGCGCUCGGCAACAGGCGAUCGUGCGAGAGCUCGUCAGCGUGCCCGAGUUCGACGACCGCGCGCGCGCGACGGCGAGAGCGGCGUCGAAGACGUUGAACGCAGGGAAGAUAAAGACCCUGAUGGGGGUCUCGGACGCCAUCGCGACGCUGAACGCGAAGAGAUUUAAAGAGUUUGAGGACGCCGAACGCAAACCGUGCGCGCUGUCCUUUGACGGUCCGGCGUUCAAACACUUGGACGCGGAGACGCUGGACGCGGACCGAGCGGUUUAUCUCUCGCAACAUCUUCGAGUGCUGAGUGGAAUGUAUGGGAUCCUGAGAGCGUACGACGCGAUCGCUCCGUACAGGUUGGAGAUGGGCACGCGCUGGGCGCCGAAAGCCGACGCGAAGGACCUGUACGAGUUCUGGGGCGCGGAUAUCGCCAACUCCAUCGCGGACGAUGUCGAAGAAAUGGCAAGAACGACGCAAACGAAACCGUUCGUCGUGAAUUGCGCGUCGCAGGAGUAUUGGAAAUCGGUCAAGUUGGAGUCCCUGACCGAGCGCGGGAUCGACGUGUAUACGAUGUCCUUUCCGGGCCCCGCUGUUUACGCAAAGCAAGCGCGUGGGGCCAUGGUUCGACACUGCGCCGACGCUCUCGUGGGCUCCCCACAAGAGCUCAAAGCGUUUGUGGGCACCGAUGGGGCUUGGAGCUACGACGAGGCGGCGUCUUCGGAGUUCAACUUUGUCUUCAAACGAGGCUCCGCGCCCGCGAAAGCCAAGCCUGAGCCGCCGACCAAAGUCAAGCGCGCGCCGCAGAUCAUGGCCAAGCGCGCGCCGCCGAAGAAGAUAAAAUCCGAGGAGUAG